AUGACUAAAGAGAAACCUGUCAAGUCAAAGACAAAACUUGUCUUAUACUCGGGACACAGCAUCAAGGUGAUUGGGAAAAACACCGUGCCGCUUGAACACAAAGGGAAGUUCUAUCCUGUGGAAUUGCCGAGAAGAGUGAUGUUGUUCCCGUUCUCGGUUUACAGACAUGCCUUGAAUUUAAUCUUAUUAAACGAGUAUUCACUGUAAACGAUACAUCAUCUGAUGAGACAGGUACUUCAAAACUGUCAACACAGCAGACCAGUGAAGAAAUAAUUAAAGAAUACAAUGAUGUUUUCAGGGAUUAGGGUGCCUGGAAGGCGAAUAUCACAUCAAAACGAAUCCAAACGUUACGCCAGUUGUCCACGCGCCAAGGAAAGUUCCGUAUGCGCUCCGUGAUAAACUGAAAACUGAACUCGAUCGAAUGGAAAAUCUCGGGGUGAUUGAAAAGGUUGUUGAACCGACAGAAUGGGUCAAUUCAUUGGUUGUGGUUGAGAAGAACAAUGGGAAAGUACGAGUGUGCCUCGAUCCAAGACUGGCAAGAGAUUUAAACAAAGCUGUUCUGAGAGAACACUAUCCCAUGAAGACAAUCGAGGAAGUUGCUGCAGAGUUGAAUGGAGCGAAGGUGUUUAGCACAAUUGACGCAUCGUCAGGAUUCUGGCAGGUUAAAUUAGAUGCAGAAAGUUCAAAACUUUCAACUCACCAUUUGGAAGAUAUAAGUUUUUAA
Paramuricea clavata is the source of this 724-nucleotide messenger RNA. NCBI's taxonomy places the organism in Eukaryota, Metazoa, Cnidaria, Anthozoa, Malacalcyonacea, Plexauridae. The record is from the annotation of a GenBank genome assembly.